UGUUUCUUGUUCGGCAGGGAGGCGAUGCUGAGAAGGGCUUCUUUCCACAUCGCCAAGGCGACUCGUGUAAACAGAAGCAAGUGGGCUCCUCAGCAAGCUCUGAGCCCCAGUGAGGGCUGCAUGUUGUGAGUUGUAAUGGCGUCCAAUGGUCAGAACGCCGAUGGAGGCAGAGCUCGAGGUCCCAAGGAGGCCUCUGCGGAGGAGAGAGCCAUACAAACGAUGAUGGACAAGGGUGAGCAAGACCUAGCGAUGAAGAGAGAAGCCAGGGCAAGAGCGCGUAAACUUCGCUUUGAAGAGCUUCAGCGACAGAAGGAGAGUGAAGAGCGUGAAGGUGAUGGUGCCAGUGCAGCACCUAGAAGUACUAGCUCCUCAAUGAGACUAGAUUUAGAGGAGAACUUACCCGAGGACCCGUCUGAACGGCUUGUCUUCAUCAACCAGCAGCUGAAAGACACACUGCUGUUGAAUUCACAGCUACAUUCGGACAAGAUGCAGCUCGUCUACCAACUGGAUCUCUACAAGGAUAGACUUGAAGAUUUCGACCAGGACGUGAUCGAGCUGAAGCACUAUAACCGCGCCACCAAGCAAGACCUGGCUGUCACUCAGCACCAGCUGCAGCUACACGAGCAACAGGUGCUGCGCCUCCGCCAGGAGAUCGAGGCGCGCGACACCUACCUCAAGGACUGCAACAUCCCCUGGCCCCCGCCACCCAAGGAGGACGUCGAGCCAGCCAAGGGGCCCGACUCGGCGUGCGACAGCGAGAGCAUGUUGCCUCCUCUGGACGGGCAAUGGUCGCGGUCGGCGUCGCGUGGCAACUCCUACGACAUGGACGACCUGAAUGGCGACGACAAGAAGAAGAAGAUGGACUCGCAUGCGCGCGAAAAGCAGUUCCUUCUCGAACAGAUCGGCCGCUUAAAACAGGAAGUAAUACUUCUCAAGAACGAGUUGCAGAGCCAGGCGCUCACUGCGGCGGGUGCAGAGAAUGGCGCAGUCGGCCGAGACGUCAUGCGUGACACAGCACGUCUGCUAAGUGAGUACAAGACCAAGCUGCUGGCUUUGGAAACAGAUAAGACAAGACUGGAGGGUCAGAUGCAGCGUGCCGACACGCAGCUGAAGCGCUUACGAACACAGCGCGAGGAAGCGGAGAAGCUGGAGGAUGAUUUGAAAUCUGAACGCCGGAAACUGCAGCGAGAUGUACGACAAGCCCUCAGUCACGCUGAGGAGCUGGAGUUGGAGAACGAGCGACUGCAGAAGCGCAUUGAGACACUGCGCAAGCGUCACCAGAAGGAAUAGACCAGCAGUGUGUGCGUGUGUGUGUGUGUGUGUGGAGACCCGUUCCAGGAUGGCGCUUUACUCUCUAUUUACGGUGCGUGUAUGUGUACGUGUGUGUGUGUGUGCGCGCGUGUACGUGUGUGUGUGUGUGUGUGUGCAUGUCACUGUUGACAUCUGCGACCAGGUCCAUCUUCUUUUCCUCUUGACUAUAUUUGGAGAUUCUUGAGUUUAUCUAAUAUCCUGCGUACGCGUGCUGUGGUGUGUGGCUGUGUGCACUUGCACAUAAUACAGCUUGAGCGCAAGUAUUAUGUACGGCUGAUUGUUAUGCUAUUUAGGCGCUUCUCUUGUUGCUGAGAGGCCCCGGACUAGGGUCUGCAGAUGUAUGUCUGUAUGUACUCUGCUCCUGUUUUCUUGUGUCUUUGUGUGUGUGUGUUACAGCGUACCCGCUUCUUUUUGUUGGUGUGAAGUGUUUGCGUGGCUUGCCCGCUAGCAGACUGCUGCACUAUCACGUCUGCGUGGUGUUUUGUCUUUUGCGCUUAGUUUGCCCGUCCGUCGCGUUUGUCGCCACCAUCAAGUAGUUUGCCUGUGUGUUUGGCAAGCCACCGAUUUGAGCCCUAUCCGCCCCUCUUAGUUUCCUCCCCGAAUCCUCCAAACAAGCACGUGCACAUCUCGUGUGCGUGUGUGUGCGUUUGUUCAUGUGCCCACUGCGGGAUCGGCUACUGGCAGGUGUGUACAUUUUCGUGUCUUCAGAUGCGGCCUGCUCCCCCAUCGCUGGCUGUAUUGUGAGUGGUGAAGAGCUAUGGUUCUCCCGUGGCGCUGUUGUCAUCAAACAUAAUGGCACUCUCCAGUUAUUCUCUUCCCCCUUCUUCGUUUUUCUUCCUCUCUUUACUUGUUCUGAACGUCAUUCUCUCCGCCCCUGUAGCCACAUUGUUGUUAUACCCUAACAGCCCAGCCCUUAUUCCCUUCGCACAGCGCAACUGCUUCUAUCACUACCUUUUCUUUCCUUCCAGUAUAUUCGUUCCUUUCUCUCUUAGUUGUGUGUGUAUAUAUAUGCUUUAUGAUUAUAGAACACCAUUAUUAUUGUUAUUAUUAUUAUUAUUGGUACGUGACGGCAAAUAUACCAAUUGUCAUUCGAUGCCUGCAAUCUGCUAUGUGAUUGCUACGGCUUCCUUGACGACAACGCA
This is a messenger RNA of Sycon ciliatum, 2453 nucleotides long. Its product is annotated as leucine-rich repeat flightless-interacting protein 2-like. Lineage: Eukaryota; Metazoa; Porifera; Calcarea; Leucosolenida; Sycettidae. The coding region runs from base 136 to 1290 and encodes 384 amino acids. The record is from RefSeq and is a predicted model, not a curated record. The transcript is spliced from 11 exons. Gene Ontology annotation, biological process: regulation of DNA-templated transcription.